This is a messenger RNA of Aspergillus costaricaensis CBS 115574, 716 nucleotides long. RefSeq lists its product as uncharacterized. The transcript has a single exon. The record is from RefSeq and is a predicted model, not a curated record. Lineage: Eukaryota; Fungi; Ascomycota; Eurotiomycetes; Eurotiales; Aspergillaceae. The coding region runs from base 19 to 477 and encodes 152 amino acids.
UGCAAAUCAAGUCUUGACAUGCAUUUCCACCAACUUUUCUCUCUGAUUACAUCGACCUUAAUCACAGCAGCAGCUGGCGGUCAAAGUCUCCUUCCCGAGCAGCUGUUCCUCGAUUUGCCCGUUGCGGAGGUGCUCAAUCGAACUGCCUGGGACUUGGUGGAACCAUGGGCCACUGAGUACUGCACCGCCAUUGCAGAGCAGCGAUACGGAGAUGCCAUCUAUGCCCGAUACAACAUCUUUGGGGACACCACGGAUGGCAUGUUGACGUUGUGGGAUUGCACUGAUGAAGGGCUGCACCGUGAACGGAACAUCACUGUGUAUGAGCAGAUCAUGGAGGAUGCUCGAGGGUAUCAUGAUGGGCACCUGGACCUUUACCAAGAAGCGCUAGAUUUCUAUAGCAGCAACAGUCCCAACGACUCGCGGAGAGACAUCAUCGAAGCGCUGAAUAAUGUGAUGAACAAUGGGUCAGACUUCUAGCCGCUCACGAGUUCCACGAAUUUCACUCGCUAUCGGAUCCUGCAAUUACUCAAUCAUGUUUGUCUAUAUGUCGGAAAGAGUUAAUUGGUAUGCAGUUUGACAGGGAGCAGUCCACGCUGGGAGGUUUAUAUAAUUGUCUUAGCAGCACAUUUCAGUUCCGAAGGAUGUAUAUUGCGAAAUCAAGCCUUGUGACACCAAGCUCUUUGUAUCUAGUUUUCUACACACUAUCAUGAAACGAC